Messenger RNA from Acanthosepion pharaonis, 1659 nucleotides. Lineage: Eukaryota; Metazoa; Mollusca; Cephalopoda; Sepiida; Sepiidae. The record is from the annotation of a GenBank genome assembly.
AUGGUCAACACCAACUGCACUGAUUACAAAGAAGUUUACAAGUUGGGCAAAGAUAUCAAAACUGAUAUCAACAAACGGUAUCGGCUGCUUGAGAUUGACAUUGACGGAAUCUACAAAUCCAUGCUACUCCUCAAGAAGAAAAAAUAUGCAGCUAUUAAAAUCACAAAAGAUGCUGAUGGCAAAAUUAUAGAAGAACAAGAGCUUAAAGGGCUUGAUAUUGUGAGGCGAGACUGGUGUGACUUGGCCAAGAAUGCUGGAAAUUUUGUUGUUCAGCAAAUCUUAUCUGGCCAGAACCGUGAAAGCGUUUUGGAAAAUAUUCACCUGAAAUUAUCUGAAGUUGGAGAAAAAGUCUGCAAGAAUGAAUUACCAGUUGAUUUAUACCUCAUAACUAAGCAAUUGACAAAAGAUCCCGAGGAUUAUCCAAAUAAAAAAAGCUUACCUCAUGUCCAAGUUGCUAUGAGAAUAAACAGCAAAGGUGGAAAGAAGAUGAAGGCUGGAGAUACUGUACCUUAUUUGAUUUGUAAGGAUGGUUCAAACCUGGGACAUUCUCAAAGGGCUUACCAUCCGGAUGAGUUGGCAAAGAAUGGUGAUCUGUCCAUAGAUAGUCAUUAUUAUCUCGCUCAACAAAUCCAUCCUGUCGUUAUGAGACUGUGUGACCCAAUUGAAGGCACUGAUGCAGCCAUAUUAGCAGAAUGUUUAGGUCUUGAUCCAACCAGUUACCGACGUAGUCUUCAACAAAAUGAAGAUGAUGGUGAUGAUGCUCUGUUGGGUUUCAAGCUGAACAGUGAGGAACGUUUCAAAGAUUGCGAGAAAUUCAAGGUGAAAUGUCCGUCCCCAAGCUGUGGAACAGAUAUUGUCUUUGACUGUUCUAAUGAUUGGUCCUUGGAUCGCUGUGCAAACCAAUCAUGUUCAUUGGCACCUAAAACCUACAUCGAUAAAAUCCUUAACCAACUAGUUAUUACCAUGAGGAAACACAUCAAACAAUACUAUCAGGGCUGGAUGCAAUGUGAUGAUCCCAUAUGUGCCACUGAAGUUCGCAAAAAUUUCCUCAUCUUUUCAUCAAAUGGUCCCCUUUAUUUCUUUCAUAUUUUUUUCAUCCUCUUUCUCUUCAUUUCUGAUUCCCAUUUGUCUUUACCUUUUUCUAAUCCACUCUUUCCUCUCUUCUGCUUUUUGUUUUAUCCUUUUUUUCCCCACUCCUAUCCAUUUUUCACUCUGUAUUUAAACAUGCUUUUUCCCUCUCUUCCAAUCUAUUUCUUCAAAUAUUUGGUGUCAACACUGUCUCCUCAAUUGGUCUCUUUCUCUUUCCUUCUAAAUUGGUCUCUUUCCCAUUCUUCUGAAUUGAUCACACUCUUGCUUUCUCUCUUCUCAAUUGGUCACACUCUCUCUCUCCUCUCUCUCUCCUUCCUCCCCUCCCUCUCCCCUUCCUCUCUCUCCUUCCUCCCCCUUCCUUCUCCCCUUCCUCCCCCCUUCCUCUCUCUCUCCCUCCCCUUGCCUCUCCCUUCUCUCUCCCCUUCCUCUCUCUCCCUCUCUCUCCUCUCCUUCCCUAUCUCUCCCUUCCUCUCCUUUCCUCUCUCCUUCCUCUCUCCUAUCUCCUUCCUCUCCUUCCUCUCUCCUGGAUCUCCUUUUUCUCUCCUUCCUCUCCCACGAGUCCUCUUUUAA